GAGGCGGUUGGGGCGGAGUGGGGCUCGGGCGGCCGCCGCCAUGGACCCGUUCCUGGUGCUGCUGCACUCGGUGUCCACCGGCCUGUCGGACGACGAGCUGACCGAGCUCAAGUUCCUGUGCCGGGGCCGCGUGGGCAAGCGGAAACUGGAGAGCGUGCGCUGCGGCCUGGACCUGUUCGCGGUGCUGCUCGAGCAGAACGAGCUGGACGCCGAGCACACCGAGCUGCUGCGCGAGCUGCUCGUGUCGCUGCGGCGCCAGGACCUGCUGCAGCGCCUGGACGGCUUCGAGGCGGGCGCCGCGGGCAGGGCCCCGCCGGAGGAGCGAGAGCUGCGUGCAGCAUUUGACAUCGUCUGUGAUAACGUGGGGAGGGACUGGAGAAGACUGGCCCGGCACCUUAAAGUGACAGACGCCAAGAUCGACGCCAUCGAGGAGAAGUAUCCCCGCAACCUGACCGAGCAGGUGAGGGAGUCGCUGAGAGUCUGGCAGAGCGCCGGGAGGGAGGACGCGACAGUGUCCCACCUGGUGAGCGCGCUCAGGGCCUGCCAGCUGAACCUGGUGGCCGACCUCAUCCUGGAGGAUCAGCAGGCCCAGGAGAAUGAGAGCAAGACUGCGAGCAGUGCAGGUGGGGACAAGAGCCCCGCCGAGUCUCUGACGUCCUGGGGUUCGGAUGGGCCUGCCUUGGGGGGCCCCUGGUGACCCAGCUGCUCUUCUCCAGGGGCC
Messenger RNA from Lontra canadensis (Northern American river otter), 721 nucleotides. RefSeq names its product Fas associated via death domain (gene FADD). Gene Ontology annotation, biological process: regulation of apoptotic process; signal transduction. The record is from RefSeq and is a predicted model, not a curated record. Lineage: Eukaryota; Metazoa; Chordata; Mammalia; Carnivora; Mustelidae. Bases 41 to 697 code for a protein of 218 amino acids. The transcript is spliced from 2 exons. Gene Ontology annotation, molecular function: protein binding.